ACGGCAGGAUGAAGUUCGCCGAGCACCUCUCCGCGCACAUCACUCCCGAGUGGAGGAAGCAGUACAUCCAGUAUGAGGCAUUCAAGGAUAUGUUGUAUUCAGCUCAGGACCAGGCACCUUCUGUGGAAGUUACAGAUGAGGAUACAGUUAAGAGAUAUUUUGCCAAGUUUGAAGAGAAGUUUUUCCAAACCUGUGAAAAGGAACUUGCCAAAAUCAACACAUUUUAUUCAGAGAAGCUGGCAGAGGCUCAGCGCAGGUUUGCUACACUUCAGAAUGAGCUUCAGUCUUCACUGGAUGCACAGAAAGAAAGCAUUGGUGUCACUACAUUGCGACAACGCAGAAAGCCGGUCUUCCACCUGUCCCAUGAGGAGCGUGUCCAACAUAGGAAUAUUAAAGACCUUAAGCUGGCCUUCAGCGAGUUCUACCUCAGCCUCAUUCUGCUGCAGAACUAUCAGAAUCUGAAUUUUACAGGGUUUCGAAAAAUCCUUAAAAAGCAUGACAAGAUUCUGGAAACAUCUCGUGGGGCAGAUUGGCGAGUGGCUCAUGUAGAGGUGGCCCCAUUUUAUACAUGCAAGAAAAUCAACCAGCUCAUUUCUGAGACUGAGGCUGUAGUAACCAAUGAACUUGAAGAUGGUGACAGACAAAAGGCUAUGAAGCGAUUGCGUGUCCCACCUUUGGGAGCGGCUCAGCCUGCGCCAGCAUGGACUACUUUUAGAGUUGGCCUAUUUUGUGGAAUAUUCCUUGUGUUAAAUAUUACCCUCGUGCUUGCAGCCGUAUUUAAACUUGAAACAGAUAGAACUGUAUGGCCCUUGAUAAGAAUCUAUCGGGGUGGCUUUCUUCUGAUUGAAUUCCUUUUUCUACUGGGCAUCAACACGUACGGUUGGAGACAGGCUGGAGUAAAUCAUGUCCUCAUCUUUGAACUUAAUCCAAGAAACAAUUUGUCUCAUCAGCAUCUCUUUGAGAUUGCUGGAUUCCUGGGGAUAUUAUGGUGCCUGAGCCUUCUGGCAUGCUUUUUCGCUCCAAUUAGUAUCAUCCCUAUAUAUGUGUACCCACUUGCCCUUUAUGGAUUUAUGGUCUUCUUUCUUAUCAACCCCACCAAAACUUUCUACUAUAAAUCCAGAUUUUGGCUGCUUAAACUUCUGUUUCGAGUAUUUACAGCUCCCUUCCAUAAGGUAGGCUUUGCUGAUUUCUGGCUGGCCGAUCAGCUGAACAGCCUGUCAGUGAUACUCAUGGACCUGGAAUAUAUGAUCUGCUUCUACAGUUUUGAGCUCAAAUGGGAUGAGAGUAAGGGCCUGUUGCCAAAUGAUCUACAAGAACCAGAAUUUUGCCACAGAUAUACAUAUGGUGUACGAGCCAUUGUUCAGUGUAUUCCUGCUUGGCUUCGCUUCAUCCAGUGCCUGCGCCGGUACCGUGACACAAAAAGGGCCUUUCCUCAUUUAGUAAAUGCUGGCAAAUACUCCACCACUUUCUUCACCGUGACCUUUGCAGCCCUGUACAGUACUCACAAAGAACGACGGCACUCAGACACUGAGGUGUUCUUUUACCUGUGGGUUGUCUUCUGUGUCAUCAGCUCCUGCUAUACCCUCAUUUGGGAUCUCAAGAUGGACUGGGGUCUCUUUGAUAAGAACGCGGGAGAAAACACUUUUCUCCGGGAAGAAAUCGUAUACCCUCAAAAGGCUUAUUACUACUGUGCCAUCAUAGAAGAUGUGAUACUGCGCUUUGCUUGGACUAUCCAAAUCUCUAUCACUGCUACGACUUUUCAGCCUCAUGUUGGGGACAUCAUUGCUACUGUCUUUGCCCCCCUUGAGGUUUUCCGGCGAUUUGUAUGGAACUUCUUCCGCCUGGAGAACGAGCAUCUGAAUAACUGUGGUGAAUUUCGUGCCGUGCGGGACAUCUCUGUGGCCCCCCUGAAUGCAGAUGAUCAGACACUCCUUGAGCAGAUGAUGGACCAGGAAGAUGGGGUGCGAAACCGCCAGAAGAAUCGGUCAUGGAAGUACAACCAGAGCAUAUCCCUGCGCCGGCCUCGCCUCGCAUCCCAAUCCAAGACUCGAGACACUAAGGUAUUGAUAGAAGAUACAGACGACGAAGCUAACACUUGAAUUCUCUGAAGUCUCGAUUAACAUCCUUGGUUUCCUACUCUACAAUUCUUCCCUUGACCAACGCAACCUCCAGCACCUUUUUCCAGCUGAGAACAGGAGAAAACAGAACACGUUCCCGGGCUCUUCAGAUCGGGUCCUAUGGACUCGAGCAAGCUCACUGUGUUUCUUUUCUUUUCUUCUGGUUUAAUCUUCAUUUUCUAUUUUUAAAACAAAAACUUCAUUUUGCCAAUCAGAGGAUGUUUUAAGGAACAAAAACCUAAUAUCUUAUGGAUUGUUUACAAUCACAAAGACACAGAUGCCCAUCAGGAUGAAGAACAGGCAUUGGAAGGAGGCCUCUGAUGGACGGCAUGGACAUAACUCAGCUUCCGCCUAGCCCGGUUUUGACUGUUUGAAACCGGACACUGAUUUUUAAAUUUUCUGUCAGUUUCUGUGGAGAGUUUUUUCCCUUCCUUCCUAGCCAGCAUAGAGCCACUGGCAGCACUUGCAGGGAAAGUGCAGCUUGGAGCAGCACCCUCCUCCACAAAGCUACUUUUUAAUUUGAUGUGGGUUUUCUCA
Messenger RNA from Arvicola amphibius (Eurasian water vole), 2654 nucleotides. RefSeq names its product xenotropic and polytropic retrovirus receptor 1 (gene Xpr1). The transcript has 15 exons. Gene Ontology annotation, molecular function: inositol hexakisphosphate binding. Gene Ontology annotation, cellular component: plasma membrane; Golgi apparatus; cytoplasm. NCBI's taxonomy places the organism in Eukaryota, Metazoa, Chordata, Mammalia, Rodentia, Cricetidae. The record is from RefSeq and is a predicted model, not a curated record. The coding region runs from base 9 to 2099 and encodes 696 amino acids. Gene Ontology annotation, biological process: phosphate ion transport; cellular response to phosphate starvation.